Messenger RNA from Chanos chanos (milkfish), 1983 nucleotides. It is a transcript of the gene inavab, whose product is annotated as innate immunity activator b. The transcript is spliced from 9 exons. Lineage: Eukaryota; Metazoa; Chordata; Actinopteri; Gonorynchiformes; Chanidae. The record is from RefSeq and is a predicted model, not a curated record. Gene Ontology annotation, biological process: positive regulation of protein ubiquitination; adherens junction maintenance. Bases 1 to 1983 code for a protein of 660 amino acids.
AUGGAGGGAAAAGAGGAAACCAGCGACACUGACAGCGGAAUCAUUCUGCAUUCUGGGCCAGACAGCCCUACUACAGUCAUGAAGGACGUGAGCACCCACACCCGUGCGGUGAAGCUGAAGCAGCAGUCUCUACAGGACCGACUGGAACUGUGUCUGCUUGAGCUGAAGAAACUCUGUAUCAGAGAGGCUGAGCUAACUGGACAUUUGUCCUCAGACUACCCUUUACUGCCAGGAGAGAAGCCUCCUGUAAUCCGACGUCGCGUAGGUGCUGCCUUCAAACUAGAUGAGCAGAGCAUUCUGCAAAAAGCGGAGGACUCUGAGUUGUGUUCCGUGGAAGGUGAGCUGGCCUUACAGCAGCAGAUCUGUGCAGCUGCACGGAGGCUAUGCCAGGAGGAACACCUCAGCAAGGCCAUGAAGAAGAGCCGCAUGCAGCAGUACAAGCGUGAGGAGAAGAAGCUAAAAGAACUUCAAGAGGCCGUGUUCCGGCUGCGCCUGGAGCGCGGCCGAUCCUCGCCACGCCCCGGCAUGCUCAUUCAGAGAGAUCAGGGCACUUCAGAUGACAGUUCUCUGUCAGAUUCAGCCGUGUUGGAUGAAGAAGAGAUGACCAGUCAGUCAUCUCAACAGUCUUCAGACCUCCCGCCCCCAACUGACCACCUCCUAUCUGCCCCAGGCAACUCACACCUCCAACCUCUGUUCCCUGGCCCUUCACACCCCCAUCUUCUCUUCCCUAUCCCCUCACACCCCCAUUCUCCCCUUCCUGCUUCUUCACACCCCCAUGCUAACCUCCCUGCCUCCUCACCGCGACCCUCUGAGUUGGCCCUCCAUCAGUCUCCUCCACCGGUCUUGGAGGAGCUGAAACCUUGCUCCAGCCCUGUUCUGGAGACUGAGCCUGCACCCAUACAGAACUCCCCGUGGAAAGAGUCCAGUCUAGAUCAACCCUACCAGAAAACAAAGAAGUCACGGUCUAGUAGCAGUAAAUCCAGUCCUGCUGUCACUCCAGUGUUGCCUCCACUGGAAGCCUGUUUGGGAGAAGGAGGUCUAUUACUGCAGUCACCCAGACAUUUAGCACUGAAGCACACACAAUCCAGCAGUGCCCCCUCAACUCCAGACAUGCAUCUGCGCAGGGGCUACUCUCUCAGAAUUCCCAGCAGCGAGCCUCCAUGUGAACCAGACCUGGACCGCGGGCGAUCCCGGGUUGCUCGGAGACGUUUGACAGACUUUGGGGCGUCAUCAUCAGACUACUCCCCUCACAGGAUGAACAUAGGAAACCCGCUCUACCACUCCAGCUCUGAGGACAGCAGCUCCGAGCACUCUACUCCUUCCUGUACCAGCUCCCCAUGUGUGGAGCAUCCAGCAGAACUCCAUGGCUCAUUCCGGUCUCAUUAUCCAUGUCAUUACCCCGGCCAUCCUGAUGGACAUAUGCAGGCCUAUGCUCAGGCCUAUGCACCCACUAGCUUCUACAAAACCCCCCAGUAUCAGUCUUCACCCAACUUUUUCAGGGGGUUUGUAAAUGGAGUGAGAGGCUACCCCUCAGACAUGGACACUGGAAGGCUUUGUACCAGCCAGCUGCCUCCUCAGGCCUGUCCUGCCGGCCGUUAUGAGUACUGGUAUGAAGAAACCCACCCCCAUGCGCAGCGUGUGCUCAAAGCCCCACCUUCUCACAUCCGUCUGGCAAGGGCUCCAUCACUAAGGGAGUACCCACACCAUCCCAGCAGGGUACUGCCCCGCCAGGUGGUGUCUGAAGAGCUUAAAUCAUGGCACCAACGCAACCAGUUUCGAGAACCUCGCCCACGCUCCCUGGACCGGCAAAGACAGGGCGCAAUCCGUAUUCGAAAUAUCCCGGGUCGGGAAUCUCCACUUUCCCAACAGCACAUGCUCCAGGAACAACAGGUGCCCCAAAGACGGGUCAUCCAAAGAGCUACUGAUGAAGCACCAGUCCAGUGGUUUACAGAAGAAGAUAAAGAGAUUGUGAGCCAGGUUUAA